AUGACAAACUCUUCGUCAUCUAUUUAUUGGCAAUUGGACUUGUGGUACCAGAUCAAAAUGCCAGGUCUUUUCCUUUCCCUCUCUCUCUCUCUCGGUCUAAUCAUUUCCUUUUCUCUCUCUUUAUAUCGCCUCUCCCCCUCUCUCUCUAAUUCUUUUCAUUUCCUUAUCCUUCUUUCUCUCGUUUCUUUAUUUUCUUUCUUUAUUACCCGUUUUCUCUCUUUCUCUACUUCAUUUCCUUAUUUCUCUACUCUCUCUCUCUCUCUCUCGAUCUCUUUCCAUUCCUUUUCCUCUUAUUAUAUCGCCCUUCACCUUUUCUUUUUCCUUCUCUCCUCCUUUAACUCAUAUUCUUUCCUUCUCAUUCUCCUCUUCCUCCUCUCUUUGACCAGCUCUUAUUCUUUUCCCUAUCCUCCUCCUCCAUUUCUCUUACACUCUCUCUUUGUGCUUAUCUCCUAUCCUUUUCUUUUUUUCUCGUUGAUUAGUACUUUCCUUCCUCCUCUACCUCCCUCUCUGAUUAGGCCUUUUCCUUUCCUCCUCUCUCUCUCCCUCUCCCUCUCUCGUUCAUUUCCUUUUCUCUCUAUCUCUCCUUCUCUCUGUCUCUCUCUAAUUAAUUUUCUCUUCCUCUACUUACUCCCCCUCUCUCUCACAGUCUCUCUCUCACAGUCUCUCUCUCACAGUCUCUCUCUCUCUCUCUGUCUUUCUAGUUGCUUUCUUUAUUAUCCCUCUAUCUCUGUCUAG
Messenger RNA from Acanthosepion pharaonis, 735 nucleotides. The record is from the annotation of a GenBank genome assembly. NCBI's taxonomy places the organism in Eukaryota, Metazoa, Mollusca, Cephalopoda, Sepiida, Sepiidae.